UUUUCUAACUUUCACAUGUUCAAUAAAAGAUUUUCAAAUUUUCUCAUGUUCAAUAAAAGAUUUUUCUAUUUUUCACAUAUUUUUCAAAUUUUCACAUGUUCAAUAAAAGAUUUUUCUAAUUUUAACAUGUUCAAUAAAAGAUUUUCCAACUUUCACACGUUCAAAACAAGAUUUUCUAAUUUUCACAUGUUCAAAAGAAUAAUUUUCAUAUCUAGAUCAUUUUCUUCAUUUACAUGUUCAAAAAGAAAUUUUCAAAAUUUC
Molecule: messenger RNA, 261 nt
Organism: Lottia gigantea (owl limpet)
Lineage: Eukaryota; Metazoa; Mollusca; Gastropoda; Lottiidae
Exons: 2
Source: RefSeq, a predicted model, not a curated record